GGGAGCCUGGUUGUGCAGGCAGGGAACGGUGGUUCAUGUGUGGACGCAGAGGGGUUCAGUUGUGUUACAGCCAGAAGGCUUGCGCCGGGGUUACAGCCCCGCGGUGCUGUGGCCGGGGCUGGAAGGGGAGCGUGUGAGACCAGCGGGGACGCGGGACUGGUGCCUGGCAGAGGCGGAUGAAGGUGCGCUGGGGCCCUGGGCAAACACAGCAUUGGAGCGUCCUCACCCCCCAGGGGAACUGGGAUGCAGAGGGGAGGGGCCCCGUCCCCUCCUGGUGCUGGCGGGCUGGGCUGGGGGUGGGGGGCACAUGCCCGCCUCGUCUCCCUGCUCCCCAGCCCCCCUCCUCCGCUGUGGCCAAACAUACACACACACAGGCAGACACGCACAGACGGGCGCACACUCUACUCUCACUCACUCUGCACAUGGACACACAGGCACAAACACUCUCCCUGCCAUGAACACAGACACAUGCACACACACAUGCACACGCACACAUGCACAUACACAGAUGUGCACACACACGGACAGAUGCAUGCAGACACACGCACACAUAGACAGACCUGUGCACAUACAUACAGAUGCACACACACACAGAAGGGUACAAAUGCAUGGACACACACACACACAGAAACUGACACAUACAGAUGCACAGAUGUGCACACACAGACACACACAGAAUCAAAUGCACAUGCACAAACACAGACAAAUGCAUACAUACACAGAUGUAUACACAGAUGCACACACAGGCACGCACACAGAUUCACGCAGACGCAUGUACACACGGAGAUGCACAUGCACAGAGGCACACACACAUGGACAAAGAUGCAUGCAUACACACAGAUAUGCACACAGAGAUGCGUGCGUGUGUGCGCACGCACACACACACACACACACACACACACACACACACAUACAGACCUGCACACACAGAGACAGAGAGACAGACACAUGCACACCCAACCACACGCUCUCCCCUCACAGGACCUCCCCCUCCCCACUCUGGAUCACUUUGAGGCAGCCCCUUCCCCUUCCCCAACCACAUCUCACUCCCGCCUCGCCCCUGUUGCACUGACAGGUGGGCUUCUGCACCUGUGUGUGAACGUGCAUACACAUGAAUGGGUGUGUGUGUGUGAGUGCAUGUGUGUGAGGGCACACAUGUGCAUUUAUCAGUGUGAAAGAGUGUGUGUGUGUGUGUGUGUGUGUGUGUGUGUGUGUGUGUGUGUGUGUGCCUUUAGAGCCCUAGCAGGGCUCUAAACACUGGCGCCCACUGUGGGUUAAACUCCCAGGCACCAUUGGUGGAUUAAUGGGCAGCCCAGGGGCCACUACAUCAUAUGGGAAGCAAAAGCGCGUGCACACACACGCACGCACACACACACUUUUGCACUGAUAAAUGCACAUGCAUGCAUGCUCACAUGUGCACAAAGGUGCAGUUGUACAGAUAUGCACAUGCACACACAUACAUGCGGAGACAUGUAUACACUUAAACGUGUGUGCACAGGCAUGCAUGCACAAACACAUGUGCAUGUGCACUCACUGACACACAUACAUGCAUGCACAUGCACAGACACAAACACACACACACACAUGCACAAAUACUGUCACACACACCUGCUGGAGGGAACUGCUCUCUUUCCCUGUCUCAGACACCGGAAGUGAGAAAAGGCAGCGUUCAGGUCACAAGGAUGCGGCAGAGCAGACUCCCCGGACGAACCUCGUUGUUGAGGAGCCAUGGACACAGGCGGUGAGUCCCUGUGAGGCCUGGCACUCAGCUGGGCCUGGCAAGGGGGCACGUACACUGGACGGGAAGGGGGCACAGGUAUUUGAUUUUUGAGACACACACACACAUAAGCGCAUAACCCAAGUAUCCUGGAUGCACAACACACACACACAACCCAGGCAUCUGCACUUGGAGAGUGUAUGUGGGGCCUGGGGAGUAUUUCAUUUUUCUCUGUCCUGGGGGAGGGGUGGGCAUAUUCAAUUUUUCACACACACACACACACACACACACACACACACACCCCCAGGUGUCCUGGACACAGAAUGCACUCACACACAUACGCGUGCACAAAAUCUAGUUGUUCUGGAUGCACAACAUGCACGCGCAAACACACAAACACAUAACCCAGGUUUCUGGUACGCACAGCACACACAUAAUCUCACAUACACACACAAACAACCCAGGUGUCCUGGAAGCAUAACAUAGACACAGAAACUAGGUGUCCUGGAAACACGGCACAUACACACAAAACCUAGGUGUCCUGGAUGCACAACAGACACAGACACACACCAUCUGCACUCGGAGGGUGUGCAGGUCAGGGUAUAUUUCAUUUUCCUCUGACGGGGGGCAGGGGGGAGAGUGUAUCUGAUUUUUCCUACACACACACACACACACACACACACGCUGCCCAGGCUUCUGAUGCCCUCACACACACACACACACACACACACACACAAAAUUUGCUGUGGGAUAUAGCAUUGUUUUGUUGAAACAAGCAUAAAGAAAGCUCUUUUCCCUUUGCCUGUGAUCUAACAGUCCCCAGAAAUCAUUCUUUCCUUCUCCGUGCGGCCCCGCUCCCGGACGAGUUUCCUGGCUGGGCUCACUUGAUUGCUCACACCCUGGUUUCCACCGGCAAUGCCAGUGCUGGUGCCCUCCAGGGCACUGCGUGUCCGGCUGUUGGGUGAUGGACACGGCCGUCGGAGGAAACCUCUGGGAGGGAUGGGAGCGUGAGGUGCAGGGCAGAGGCUGGCGGACGGUGCCAGGCCCUGGCGUGCACGUCUCCCGUGCAGGGGGCGAGCGCCUGCGCGGGGCUUGCAGGAGCCGAGGGGCUGCUGAAGGUCUGCGCUGGCGGGAAGGCGCUGGGCUUGAUCCGCAGCAGCCCAGCGCCUGGGGAGCUCUUGGCAGCAGAGCCGCAGGGCUCCUGCUCAGGGAGUGAGGCUGGGUCAGAAAUGCUGCUGCCCUGGGAACAGAGGAAGUUUCCUGGGCCAGGGAGAGGCUUUUGAUGCAGGCAAGUGGCCUUAUUUUGGGGGUGACUGUGGGACAGUUUAGGGGGUUUGCCAGAGGGCUGCGAUUCUUUUUGUUUCAAUUGCGCCAGGGGCUUAGCCUUGAGCUGUACUGAGGGGCACUCACAGCACACCCCAAGGGUCCGGGGUCAGGGAGGAGCUGCGUGGAGACCCUGGGGAUGUCCUGAAGCCCAGGAGAGGCUCAAGCUGCAGGACAGACCAUAGCUGGGGGUUGCCAGAGCCAGGCACUGCCAGGGACUGCCAGAGCCAGCGCGUCGGGUGAUCUUCCCUGGCCCAGGAGUGGGGCCAGGGCCCAGGAGCGGGCACCGGUGCAGGGGUCCACUGCUGGGACCCGCAGCCAAGGAGGCUGAGCCUACAAGUCGGGUGCUGCAGCAAAGCCCAGGCCCGCACCGUGUCCUGCACACCGGUGACGGCAGGGGGGUCCAGCGGGGGUCCAGCUGCUCACAGCUGUCACGGGGGGCGCUGGCAUGUCACUCGAUGCCACCAGUACUAACGGGGGUUAUAGUUUCCUCUGCAGUCGUGGGCCUGUGAGAUCCCCUGGUGUUCACAGUCCAGGGCUGUGCUCUGGCACCUGCUCUGGGGGCUGUGCUGGGAGAGGCCUGCGCUGCAGCACCCAGUACCCAGCCCAGGGCAUCUGGGCCUUUCUGCAGUGCUGGAUCCUGACCCCCGGGCAGCCCGGCACCAGCUCCUGAGCCGGAGAAUCCUAAAUAGGGGAACCUCUGCCCUAACGUAUUGGUACAGCCUCUUGCUUUGCUUCACCUGGAGGAAAAGGCAUGUUGUGGACUGUGUGAUGAUGUGCCACAGUAUCUGCAUCUCUCUCUGCAAAACCCUGGAUCCACCCGUGCACUCGGGAUCCUGCUCCCAGCAGCACUGGCAGGAGCUGCCCCAGCUCCUAGGAAGUGAACGUCCCUGGGAAGGGGGGUGAAUGAGAUGGGAAGGGAGACCCAGGCUGGACGGGGCAGCAGGAGCAGGCAGUGGGAGGGAGGUGGCCAGCUCCAGCCUGGCCCAGGCCCCUUCUCUGUAGCCGGCCUGGCAGAGGCGCUGUCCUGUGACUACGGUGAGAAGCGGAGAGGAAAAGCCAGUCCAUCCCCUGCCUGGUGCCCCAUCCUUGCAUUUCUGUCCCAGGCCAGCUGCACAAUAACUUCCCACUUCACUGCGGACUCUCCCGUCGGACCAGGAGACAGGGGGGAAAUGGUUGCAGUGGAGCCUGAGCAGGAGCAUUAGCCCCAGCUAGGAAAAGGAGGCAGGGUCCCAUGAGGUCAAGGAGAACCAGAAUAACCUGCCCCUGUGUGUAGAGGCCAGCACCCAGGCAGAUGGCCCUGGGCAUGAACACGCCAGCAGCCAGACCCAGGCCCUCUGCCAGGCGGAGAUGAGGUGCCAGACUGAACCCCUGCCUGUGACAGAUGCGAGCACCCAAACUAAGUCUCGCCGACAUCAAAAACGACUAGGACAGGGAGAGAGGUGCAGCACUUAGCACUUGACUUCAUUAAAGUGCAUCCUCUUCUGUCCAUCAUCCAUCUCUAACGAGUUACCCUUGUGCAAUCAGGAGCAGAUGCCCCUCCCAGGGGAUGGACACAGGGACUCAGGCCAGCCUGCCCCGCACCACUGAGGCCAGCACCCAGGCAGAGGGCCCCCACCAUGCAGACACCUGCACCCAGACUGUGGCCCUCUGCCUGGCUGAGGUGGGGAGCCAGGCUGGCCCGGGGCCAACACUGGAGGCGAGCACCCAGACCAAGUGGCAUCAUGGUCUGCAAUGGCAACAACAGGGGGAAAGUGCUGACACGGCGGCAGAGGGGAGGAGGCGAAGAUGGGGAGCAGUAAGAAGACUCGCCUGGACCAUCCCAUGCUGUAUUGCCCCCAGGAGAUGAACACCUGAACUCCUCCCCUCCCCACGCACCCCUGUCAUCCCCUCCCUAUAUCCUCCCCUGCCUGAUCCGGGAUGGGCCCACAGGAUGCCAGUGUUAGUGAUUCUGCCUCUCUGAGCAUGCCCCUGCCCGCUGCACCUCGGCACUGCAGCUCCGGUGACCCAGUUGCAAUCAAGGCAGGCAGUGCCACGCUGAACAGAGGAGCCCCACUGAUUGCCCCAAGGACCAGGUGCAAGAGCUUAAGGGUGGGCCCAGAGACAGAGGCACACGGGGCUUUCACCAGGACACUUUAAACAGGCUUGGAUGCUCUCCCAGCUUUCAGAAGAUCAUGCUUUCUGCAAGGUCAGCGUGGCUGGGGAAGCAUUGGACACUCAUAUUUUUCUGUAGCAUCUGGGAAAAACCUGGAAGUUCAACUUGCCACAUGAAGGAAUCCAGCAGGUUCCCCUGUAGCACAAGACAGGUGGGAAAGCAUCGCACGCUCUCCUGACUGCUGCAGCACCGGGGACCCGGGCAGAGAAGAAAAGACAACGUCAUCACACCAAGAUGUCACCAGGGCUAAUGCCAAGACCCGAGGAGAAAGGGGUGAGCUGCAGAGAAGGAGGAGCCCCAGACAAGUCAUGAAUAUGCUGUCAUAGCUAGACCCUCAGGGAACCACUGACCACCACCUCCAGGCAAGUGAAGUUUCACCCACUGGAAACAACAAAGGCGUGGCGUGGCGUGGCGUGGCAUGGCGUUGCAUGGCGUGACCCAGAGGGGUGGGACUUGUCUGUGGCCCAUCGGCCACUGCGUCUGGCAUGAGCCUGUCACAAAACCCUUCUCCCACUGCAAUAAAAGUCUCUUUGAUCAGUUUGUCCUGUCUCCUUUCUGACACUAGGUCAAGCCCAGGACGAUUGCAGUCAGGCCUGGUGUUGGCAGUGGGAUCGUAGCCGAGAACCACAGAGGGGUGAGGACGCUGCUGCACUGCAGACUCCCCGUGCAGUUGGCCCAGGCACAGCAGGAUGCCUGAUCCAGCCCAUCGCCCGACUUCCCACUGCAUCCAGAGCUGCCCUGUGUCCCAGCACCAGCAAUCAAGCUGUCACGGCACGUCUUCCCUUAAACCUUUCCAUAGGCCAGGGCUGCCUUUCUCUGUUGUCCCAGGGAGCCAGACAGUCUUCUCAAGGCAUCCUCACAAGGAUCACAACUGUGACAUGAUGGUGAGAGGCUUGUCUGCUAUCCUUGACAUCAAGAGUGAUGCCGUCUGUGGCCGUGGACUUCUGCUAGGGUUACACACAUUGGCAAAGUUGCGAGGAGGCUUGGCAGGCUAAUAGUGCUCCAAAAAUACAGAGAAAAGUUCUUGAUGGAGGAACAAGCAAUUGAAGCAGAAUAUUUCACGAUGGUGGCAGAGCCAGAAGUAGGUUGCAGCACAACAGAAAUCUUUAGUCCUUUUGGUCUUUCUGGCCAUGGGAUUCAGGUUUCCUUCCUGUGAAGUACUGUGUGGUUGCUGAAGCUCAGUGUCAUCCCCAUGUUAUGAGAAGACAUGCAGAGGCCUCUUGCUUCAAUACAACUCCCACGUUGAUAAUGGAUGGUGAUGGGGCAGACAUGCGUGAUUACCAGAAGCCCCUGGUCACGGACCUUCCCCAGUCACAGACCUGCACGUACGGAGCCAAGGACUGGAUGAUGAUGAUUUGUACUUUGAACUGAGACUGGUGUGCGAUGAGACAGCUGCAAUUAUGACUGAGCAGGCCUAUUUCGAUCAGCUCUGCUCAUCUGUGUGCAGGGGACACUAGAAAAGGCACCUUGAACAGCCUGUGUCAUGUCACCUGCCUGAAUCUGCCCAGGUCAAGUACUGAGGUCUGCAACAUGGACUAUCCGCACCCUGGUGCACGGCACUAACAGCGACCGACUGGCCUGAAGGACAGCACUUGUGUCCAGAGCUGUGUGGAUUUCUUUUCCUGAACAAGCGUGCAGAAAAUGAUCUACUCAUCCCAAAGCAACUGAAUGACACCGUGAAACGUAUGACAGGUACUUGCAGAUACACUCAUGUUCCUUGGCUGUCUCUUCUAUCUCAUACCCCUUCUCAAGUUCGAGAGAAAGAGGCUACAGUAUCAUGGACCCCACAUCUAAACUUCCUGGUUUUCUUUUACUAAGGCAGAGUUUGACUAUGUUGAACAAGGUUCAGAGUGGACAACUACCUACUUCGCUACUGGAAUUGUAUUAAAGCGCCCAAGUGUGAGUGUGGCAAAAUCCAGACUGUUGCACAUAUCACCGAGGACUGUCCUGUUUAUCUUUGAAAUGAUUGCACUGAAGACCUGCACUAGGCUGCUGACGAUGCCUCGCCAUAGGUAUCAUACCUGAUACGGUCACUCUCGCCUUAUCCCUCAGUGCUGUUGCUGAUAGGAUGCUUAGAGCUUGUUCUGUUAUUCGGAUGCUGUAUUCCAUAGGAAUAAAUCACUAAGCAAUAAGUGGAAGCCAUUGUGCAAGACCCCUGCUCAAAACCCUGGCUCCUAACUGACUGUAUCCUAGUGCAUUGCAAAGUCCCCCUCGGCACAGCUACAACCAGCGCAGUGCAGGACACCAACAGCUACAACGGCCGUAGCAGAAGCACUCACGUCGCGGCCCGGGCAGAUCCUGACAAUCUGCAGUGCUGCUGAAUCCCUGUCCUCGACCGUCUCAGGCAGGACACGAGAAGAGGAGGAGAGGACGAGCAGUACAAAAGGCUGCUGGAUGGAUCCGCAUUUGAUAUGCUCCACCAUGCCUGUCCGCACGGCCACAAACUGCUGUCAGCAAAAGAAGCAACCAAAGAAGGGGUUCAAUGUCAAGUGCUUGAGAAACCCUGCUAAAAGACAUCAUCUCCACCAGUUCUUCACGGACAAACACGCCAACUGCCCUGAUGCUCCUGACACCACUGAUCACUCAACAAAGAGCGAGAGCUUCAAGAAAGGCGUCCAUGAGACGUGCUAAAAAUCUCAAGGCUUCUCCAAAAAGAAACAUCAUGCUGGCUGCACCCGUCUGAAGUUGCCUCCGCUCUAAUAAAGCAGUUGAGCGCGGCGUGUGCUUGGGUUUUCCCCUGCUCUGCUCUGGCUAACGGGUAUCAGGAUCCCACGGGCAAUUGCUUCGUCAGAUUCCCUAGUCGUUGCGCCUCACGUGGGGUUGAGGUUUAACACUUCUGUCUGCUGGUGUCACAGCAUGGAGAUCUGGUCUGUCCACACUGUCUAUUGGGAGUCUGAAAAUGACACUGGCUUUCCAAAAAUAUUGGAUUAUGGGGUUGUUUCUUUGGGGUUUUUCGAGUUUAACCUGAGCUGGGGCUCUUGUUACGUCUCCCACCAUGUACUGCAGGAACGAUCCUACAGAGCACAGUGCCUGGCAGCGGUGGAGAAUGAGCAUGGGAAGCCUUUGCAUAAUAUCGAGUGUAUGCUUCAGAGGAAAUUACUCUCCAUGUGGAAACCAAAACUCAUAAUAAAAUACAAGCCAGAUGUUUGGCUACUAUAUGGGUGAUCUUACUUAGAGGGACAAAGCUGUAGGAGACAGUCCAGCUUGGAGCAGCAUCUUGCUUAGCCCUGUUGUUAACAGGACAGGAGCAUGUGUUCACAAGAACUGUUCAUAACCACAUCGCUAUCCAAGGGACCGGGAUGGUGGACUGCUGGAGCCCCAUUUCUGGGUACUAAACUGAAGGCUGCAUUAGAGCUGCCAUAACCUUGAGCCCUGCCAGAAGAGAAGGGCAGUGCCUGGAGUGUUGUUCAUCUUGUAAAAACAUGGCAGGGACAGCUCCCGCCCCUGAGUCUUGCUGUGCCAUGAGUGCACAGGCCCACAGUGGGGAAAGCUGGAGUCUUGCUGCAUCCAGGGAUCUCUGGAAAACUGUGCCUUAGACACAGAGCUGCUCCCUAGUGCACCACAUUGCACGUGGCGUAUCCCUCCAGGGUCCGGCCUGUGCUCCAUCUGGGGCAGACGCCCAGUGAGCAGUCCCUUGCCUCCUUCAGGAACUUGCAGACUGUCACUGUGCUUGGUCCUGGCUGUGCAGGGCGGAGGAACGAUGACUGCACGACCCUUCUCGCCUCGCCCAAGCUGGGAACAGCCGGGGUCUGGCACUACAUUGGCAGCAGCCUCCGAGAUGCUGCUUUGGCUCUAUGCUGCUGGGUUUUGUGAAACCAGGUCCUUGCACUGCAAGCUCCUGUAGGGUAGGAACUAUCUCUGCUCUGCAUUUGUAUAUCUAGGGCAAUAGUGUCCUGGUCGGUGACUGCAGCUUUCAAGUAAUUCCCGGUGCAGAUGAAGGAGGAUGCUAGUGGUGUGAGACUUGCAUAUCACCCCCAGUGAACUCCUUGAGGGGAGUCUCUAUAUUUAGCAACUCCAACUUGGUCAUCAAAGUUGUGAAGUGUAGCAGCAGGGAAGUCUGCAUCUCAAAGGUGGCCUCAAGUGUUUCGCAGCACAGUCAAUGUCAGUGCAAGGGAAACAUCUAGCUGUUCCUUUGCAUCAGCCAGGGAGUUGUCUACAGGCUAACACUGAACUGCAGUUAGUUAUAAGCACACAAAACAGAAAGCUGGCUGAGGUUUCUUUGAACUGUGUCCCUAAAUGCAUCCUUGGGCAAUACAGUGCAUCUCUGUGAGCUUUGCUGUUCUUAAAAAGGCUUGGACCGUAACUUCCAAAUGGCCACCGAUAACACACACAUGCGGAGCACCCUCCAUCUUGUGCUAAAUGAGGGCUGCUAGAGGAAGGCAUCAGAUCCUCUCAGCCUUUCUCUGCCUCAGCAAUCGAGCUCAGCCGGCUGGUGGGCUGGAGCAGCAGCAGGGCACCAGGCUGCAAUGUGCCUGGGAAUGGGAAAUACCGCCAUUCACUUGAUGAGAUUUGCGGUAGAUCUUUACCGAAGGGGAAAGGGACCCCUCAAAACUAAACGCUCUCUAGAAAGAUUUAACUAUGCUGUUCAAUGAGUUUUUCAAAGACACAAGGAAGCUUUGUCCACCUCUGAGCAUCUUGGAGGCCGGUAGUCUGGCUGCAGGACUUCCUGCCAUGGAGUCUGUGGAGUUCUGGUCUUGGCUCGAAUACUGGCAACCGGCACGCCACUUGUCUUCCCGCACCGCAGGGCCUGGGCUUUGCCCUUCUCUGGACCAGGGAUAGUGGUGCACACCUACCACUGGGUCUGCAUUAACCAGCUGCUGUCUGUGGUGCACUCUGAAGAGGAGGUGCGGGUGCUGUUUUCUGGGGGUGUCUGGCAUCGUUCCUGCGGGCACUGGACCUCUCCAAGGGAACUGCGGACAUCCCAGAGAGGUUUAAAGGUAGUCAGCUGAACGAUGCGGAAAACCUCCUGAAGCACAAGGAAAAUGACAGUAUUGCUCUCUAUGCAGCAAGGAAGGAUGAGCUGUGGCUCUCUGUAGUGGAUCCCUGGUUUUCACUUACAAUUGAUGCAAGCUGUACCAGCAGCACAACACAGCCCUGUGGGUCAGAGGCACUGGCACACAUCACACGUGAUUCGCCACACAUACUUUUCCACACAGAAAGGAUGAGGACGGCAGGCUGCUUUGGAAAGUUUGACUCAUGCCCUCUGCUUCGGAGGAUGGGGACAAUGUGGCCUGUGGCAGCAGGCUGUUGGCUGCAGCAAGCCCUGUGGGGCCUUAAGGUUUGCUGUGCUGAGAAUCUAGUACUGCUUUUUUUUUGUAAUUUUAAUUAUUUUAAUAUCGCUCAGAUUUCUUUAACAUAAGGCCACUUGAUAGAGUUUGCCUCUUGGUGGCUUUGGUACGUACUCUUGGACUGAGGAUCUCCAUGUAAGAGAGUGGAUGUAGUGUAGUUUUAUUUGAGCUUGAAACUGAAACUAAGCGAAGUAGCUUGGGGCUCAAGGAGAGGCACGCGGUACAAAUGGCCAGCGUAGCUGCUACUCACGGGAUCCCUCGGUGGAGGAAGGUCAGAAGCAGGCCAGGUAGACGGGCGGUCACCUUUCCACCGUCCUCUUCUUUCCCAAAGGCAUCUUCUUGGGAGCCUCUUUCCAAGGCUGUUAUUCGAAUGCUUGCUUGAUUGUCCAUGUCUCGAGAGCAUCCCUGCUUUGUUUAACUUGCUAUCCCCCAUUCAUUUUGACACUGCCGUUUAUCACGGGUUCAAAUUCAACUUCCAGUGUAAGCUCAUUAACACAUUCAAUACUUCUGUUGUAUAACGAUACUUGUGGCUUACACCCGUGACUGGUGGUAAUGCAUACUUCCUAAAAAAACCCACGCGCUCUGUCUGCAGUUUCUGCUUUAGCAUCUUCAGUCUUUAUCAACAACUGUGGUGGAAGUUCACAAGCUGGCCCUUUAUUAGGCUUGGAGCCUACUCCCAGUGGGGCUGGGCUGUAGUUAGCUGACAUACAAUUAAGUAGUAACUUAGAUCCUAGCCUCCUUGGUUAUUGCACUAUUAAAUGUAGGAUUACCUCAUGGAGCCAAAGAAAGGAAAUAUUCCUUUAUCAGCCAGGAAACUAAUUGUAAUGCCUAGUUAUACAUCUGGGACAAUUGUUACUGGUAUUUUCACCUUGGCAGGUGCACGAGUACAUUGUGCCCCAGUACUUCUGCCUUCAGUGUAGAGCUGCAGCAGCAUCUUUUUAUCCCAGCCCUUUUCUGCAGCCCUCUCUGCUAGGUCACAGCGGAGCUCGGGGAGGCUGUGCAGGGCUGCAGGACGGGGGAGAGUUGUGGGUGUCUGAGAGCGGUGGCAGGGAACGUAGUAAUCUUUCUUAGCCCUUUCACUUGCCACACAUUGCACCUCUUCCCACAGAUUCAAAUGUGUAUUGCUGCAAUGCUAGAGCAGGGCUCUCCAACUUCCGUACGGCAUGGUAACAGCAUUAAUGGGGACCACGGGCCCCCCAGAUUGCAUGCCCCACAUGCGUCAGGUGGGUGCUCUCUCCUGAUGCAUUACAUGGGUGCAUGGGUGGGUGGUCCACUGCAUACCACCCUGCCUCACCUGCAUCUCCUGGUAGGCUUCUCUGCUGCACCGUACCACAUGGAUGCUCCGGGCUGCCAGCUCUCCUGACUGCAAGCUGUGCUGUGCAGUUCCUUGCUGCCCCAUGCUGUGGGCAGGGGCAUGCAGCAGGAGCCCAGGGAGGAAAGGGUAGCCCCAAGACCUGGGCUGCUGCUGCAGUAGGGGCAGUGGGAGCCUGGGGCCACAUGCAGCCCAUGGGCCACCAGUUGGAUGGUCCUAUGCUAGAGCAUGCUCUAAAAACAGAGCGAUAAGGACUGUCCCUACCCUGGAGAGUUUGUGAACUUAAAAUGGAGUUUUGGCUUUUGUUUAAUUUCACACUAUUGACUCUCAGUGUUUGAGUCUGCCUUCUCCCUUGGCCCAAACUUGCAUGAGAGCAAGGCUACUGAAGAUGAAGAACAAACCUUGUCCUGGCCCUAACCUGGCAAGGUACAACGGCCUUUCUCUGCUGGGACCGUUGUGCUGAAUCCAUGGCAAGCUUUGCAUAUUAGCUGCUGCCUCCGUUGGGUACGUAUAGUGGUGUCAGAGAUCCUUAUCCUUGGAGAUGGAGCAGGUGCAUCUGUUCCUGGGACACCAACUGGGGAUGGUGGGGGAGAAGGAGCUCAGACAAUACAGUGUUUGCAUCUACAUUUCUUACAUGUUUGCUUCUAUUUUAUUUAGCCAAUGAUUUAUAAAAGGCUUAUGUAAUUUGUGGCACCGUAUACAAAACUCAAAUCGCCCUGCAGUUCUCCUCCAGGAUGAGGCUGACCUAGCUUAGUAUAUUUGUUUUGAGACAGGCUAAGAGGAAAUUUCUGUGCUCUCCUGCAGCCCUAGACUACCACAGAUCAGAGCAUUUUAAGUCUUCACUGAGACUUCAUUAACAGGCUUACAAGUGUCUCCAGUCACCAGUGAUCUGCCCUAAAUAAUGACCUGCCUUAAACGCUUGACUUCCCCCAUAGAUCUAAUUAGAAGUUGUUUCCUAGAAUAAUAAAAGGAUAUAUCAGCAAUAUAGUCCACCACCUAGCAGUUACAAGUGAUUUUUUUUGGUUCUAUCUUGUCUCCUUACAGAUGCACAUACAUCUAGGACAUUUUUACAUGUGCUCUGUAUGGGGGGGAAGGAGUGCUUUAAUGAAUGUGGCUCCAAGAGCCGCUCUAAUUCAAGCGCCCGGAGCCUCUCAUGUAUUAGCAUCCCUGUGCCACUUUGAAGGGUGGCUCCACAUGCUUGUUGAGCGAUUUUUAAUUAAAGUUCCCCCACCACCACUUUGAAGCGUGGGGAUGCUGAUACAUGAGAGGUGGAGGCUGCCUGGAGAUCGGUAAUUACCACACUCCCGCAGACUCAAUGAAUCGAGUCUGCUCCAACACACUGUAAUUACAGUGGAGCAGCGUCCUGGCUCAUGUACAGUCACCCUUAAUGACUUAAGUCCUCCCAUUUAAAACUCCUCCUCAUGGCCAGCUGAGGGAAUCCCCAUGAUGUAAUACUGAUUUUUGGGGGUUUUUUAAUUUAAAAAGAUGAGCUUUUGCACAGGGUAGAGGGUGGUUUUUGGUUGUGUUUGUGCAACCUAUAGACACAUGUCAUGAAAGUUCCUCCCAAUUAGCUCUGUCAGUGCAUCUGUUGCUAAUUGGCAAUACCUCUGACAUUUCAGUUGACUGAAGGUCAUUGAGUGGCCUGUAGUUACCCGGGUCCUCCCUUCUGCCCUUCAUGUGGAUGGGCGCAACACUGGCCCUCUUCCAGUCCUCAGGGACUUCUCCAGAGCGUCACGAGUUGUGGAAGAGUUUCACCAAGGGUUCCUCAAUGACUUCGGCCAGCUCCUUCAGCACUCUUGGAUGAAGAUCACCUGGUCCCACUGACCUGUCCAUGUCUAAUAUUUUUAAUUGAUCACACGCCAAUUCUACGGCAAUAGUAGGAAGGCAGUUAUUCCUGCCGUGCUCAUCCUGUACUCCACCUGGCGCUGUUUUCCCCUUGGUCCAGUGAAAGACCGAGGCAAAGUAGUCAUUCAGGAGUUCAGCUUGCUCCUGGGUGCUGGUAGCCAGCUCUCCUGCGUUGUUGAGCAAUGGCCCCACACUCCCAUUUAUUUUUGUCCUGUAACCCAUGUACCUAAAGAAGGACUUCUGGUUGUCCGUGAUUUCUGUUGCUAAUCUAAGUUUGGUCGCCACUUUUGCCUUUCUUGUCUGUUCCCUGCAAAUGCGGCCAUCCUUGUAUAGUCCUCCUUGGGGCCUGCCCGAGCUUCCCUUGUUUGUACGCCUCUUCCUUCUUUCUUAAGAGGACCGGGAUUUCCCUGUUUAGCCAAGAGGGCUUCCCAACUCUUCUGUUACCUUUUUCUCUGCAUGGGAAUGGACUUCCUCUGUGCUUCCCUACUUGUUGAUUGAAAAAUGUAUGCCCCAAAGAACUUAUGCUCUCAAUCGUACAUAUAGGCUGUUCGCACGUGUGCGGGAAGCAGGGCGGAACAGCACUUUACUUUAAACACCACGUGCUCCUGUGCUAAGCCCAGCACAGGCCUAGAAGAAGCAUCGCAUUAAUUGCAGUUGGCUUUCCCAAUGUCUGUAUAGGUCAGAGGUUUAGGUUGUAGCCGUGUUGGUCUAAGGACAUAGGCAGACAAGGUUCCUUGGGUGAAUUUGAUAUCUUUUAUUAGACCAACCCAAAUGGUUGGAGAAUAGUUAUUAAGCAAGCUUUCGGGUUCAAAAACCCUUCAUCAGGCUAAGGAAGUGUCAGCAGUCGGUGUGUGCUCUUCCUGGAUGGAAUGACAAGUAAAGGAGCCAGGGGCUGGGCUGGGCUGGGCGGGGGAGUCAGUUGCCAGGCAGAUUGUAAUGUAUCAAAAAUCCAAUGUCUAUGUUUAGUCCCUGAUCUCUAGUAUCCAGGAGGUUCAUGAAAUGGAGCUCAUAGGCUCAUCUCUGGGAAGUGUUGUGUAAGUUUCCCUUGAGGAUCAGGACUGUGAGAUUGGGGAGAGAGUGGUUUUCUUGUGAGAAAUGUGCCCCCACUGGUAAUUGGGUAUUUCUGUCUUUGAUGGAUUUCCGGUGUGCGUUCGUUCUGGUGCGCAGUUGUUGUCUGGUCUCUCCUACAUAUCUUCCAUCAGGGCAUUUGGUGCAUUGGAUGAGGUAUAUUACAUUUCUGGAGGUGCAGCUGUAAGAUCCUGGGAUGCUGCUGGCUCUGUUGUGGGGUGUAGUAAUAGUGGAGGCGGUGGAGAUGUGGGGGCAGGUUUUGCAUUUCUUGUCCUGGCACGGUCUGGAUCCUUUUGGUGUGUUCUGGGGUUGAAGAAGUUUGCUUCUGGUGAGGAGGUUGGCGAGGUUCGGUGCUUGUCUGAAGGCUAGGAUGGGUGGCUCUGGGAAGAUCUUUUUAAGAAUAGGGUCUCUGCCUAGUAUGGGUUGCAAUUUUUUGAGGAUUUUCUGUACGGGUUCAAGGGAGGGGUGAUAUGUCAUAACCAGCGGUGUGCGAUUUGUGGGGGGGUUUCUUCUGUACUGCAGCAGUUCUUCACAUGGUAUCCUGGUGGCUCUUUCACACGUGCGAUCUCUCUCUCUGGAGGAGUGUCCUUGCUGGGUGAAAGCCUUUUUAAGAUUGGUGAGGUGGCAAUCUCGGGUGUGCUCUUCAGUGCAAAUGCGGUGGGAUCUGAGGGCUUGGCUGUAUAUCACAGCUUUUUUGGUGUGUUUCAGGUGAUUGCUGGUUCUGUGCAGAUAUGUAUGUUGGUCUGUGGGUUUCUUGUACAACGUGGUCUGUUAUCAUUCUGGAUACUGAUCAUUGUGUCUAAAAAGGAGAUGCUGGUGCUGGAGUAUUCUAGAGAAAGUUGGAUGGAGGGAUGGGGAUUGCUGAAUUUCUGGUGGAACUCAAUCAGAGAUUGCAGAUUUUCAGUCAUUCUUGACGGGUAAUUUGCUGGUAUAUACACAUACCUUACAUUGCACCGUGGUGGAAAAUCCAGCUGUCCUUGCAAAUCUGCUCUCUCUGGGGUGGGACGCUGCCGUGAGUAUUUCCCAGCAAAUCUUCAGGCGGAGCCUGUGAACCAUUCACUUAAGCUUAACCAGGUGCUAAUGAGCAGUACCUGGCCAGUCUACCAGGGCUGCCUCCUUCAAUCAACCCUAGAAAUGGGGAGUUGUGACUCCAAAGAGCCCCCUGGGGGGCUGCUGGGGAUCUC
Messenger RNA from Alligator mississippiensis (American alligator), 15892 nucleotides. Its product is annotated as histidine-rich glycoprotein-like. Bases 244 to 1254 code for a protein of 336 amino acids. The record is from RefSeq and is a predicted model, not a curated record. The transcript has 7 exons. Lineage: Eukaryota; Metazoa; Chordata; Crocodylia; Alligatoridae.